UCGUCUAAAUCCAAUAUGGCGAAAAAACAUUACGGCGGAGUCUAAUUUGACUAACGUAUUUAAAAUAAAUUGUGGCAAGUGUAAUGUUUUUCCUUAUUUUGUAUAUCGUAUAAUUUCGAGUGUAUAUUUUUUUUCACUUCAUAUUUCUCCCCGUUUUCUUAAAUUUGAAAAAAUAAGAUUACUCGCAUGGCAUUGUAUCAGUGUUUGUAAACUUAUCAAGAAGAACGAGGGAAACAAGUUUUUAUGUAUAAAAUUAAACAAAUAAUGAUAAGUCGAAUACCAGUUUGGGACAUGGAUGUUCAAGAAUAUAUUAAAUCGAAAGAAGAUGAGUCUGUUUUCGAUGAGGAAACUUUAAUAAUAGAUAAGAACCAGCCACUAUUUAAGGUUAUAUUUCAGAAUGAAACUAUUGCUCGAAAAUUUAGACAUGAGAUAACCAUAAGCAUAGAGGCUUUGAUUAAUUCAAAGAAUAAUAUUAAUCUAUGCAAUAACUACUCUGACCUAAUAUUAGAAUUUUGGGAUAAACCGAACGAAUGUAAAGUUAUUGUACCUAAUGUGGAAAGCGAAAACAACAAAGAUCUCUUUACUCUGGACACACAGCCUUUAAUAUGGCAAAAUCAUAAAGUACCUACGUAUGACACGUCUUAUAAAUUAUUUGAUGAAAAUAGAAAGAGAAAAGAAGAGAAAUUAAAUACUGGGGAAGAAAAAAACGUAUGUAAUAGAAAACUUUCAUGUUUUAAUUGUUCUGGAAACCAUAACUUAAAUGAUUGUGUAUUACCUUGGAACCAAGCUAAUAUAACUAAGAAUCGUAAUAAGAAUCUUAGUGAUAAAAAAAGUCAUAAAGGUAUAAGAUAUCAUUUAGAUGACUGUCAAAAAUUCAGUCACUUGAUUCCUGGUCAAAUUAGCAAAGAUUUACGUUACGCAUUGGGCCUCAGAGAUAAUGAAUUACCUUUGCAUAUUUACAGAAUGAGAGCGCUCGGUUAUCCUCCUGGAUGGUUAGAAGAAGCACGCUUGCAACAUUCAGGAUUAUCUCUAUUCAAUUCGGAUGGAGCACCAGAAUUGGAUCCUGAUGAGGAACCGGGAGAAGUGAUAAUCAUAGAAGAUAAAUAUCAAUACGAUAUAAACAAAAUUGUAGAUUUUCCUGGGUUUAAUGUUUCACCUCCAUUGGGUACUCGUGAUGAACAAAUGCAUUCUUGGACUCCUGAAUUACAAUAUGCUCAUAGUAAGGAAAAUAUGCUAUUAAAUAUGGGUAACAAGAAGACACCAGAAGGAUAUAAGAGGAAAAAAUUAAAAUUAAAUACAUCUGCAACAAGCAAUUCAUCUAUAGUACCUAGCGAUAUGGAAAUAGAAGAUUUAAGUGGAAUAGAAAGUAUUGUUGAAACAGUACCUAUUAAUGGACAUUUUAUACCACCUUUACCAAAAAAUAUACCUUCUAAGCCUCCAGAACCACUAUCUUCGUCAUCAACAUUGGAACAGUGUUCAUUUGAUAGUCAAUCGCAAGAUUCCAUUGAUGGAAGCGUGUCACCAUUGUCCAGGACAAAUUCACCAUCGUUAUCAGAUCUCGAAAGCAUAAAAAAACGAUUACUUGUAGAGCUUGAGGAUUCCAGCUCGCAAUCUAAUCUUGAAACACCUGUGAAAUGCAAUUCUUUAAAUAAUACUUUGAAAUCGGAAGCACCUUCACCAUCCAUCGAACACACACCACAAUCCAAUCUCUCACAAAAUAUGCAUAAUUCAUUGAAUUCAAGUCAAGGAAGCAUAAUAUCAAUAGAUUUGGGCACACCAGUAGUACAAAGUAGUUCUCCUUUUAAUAAAUUACCGUCUUCAGACAAAUUUUCAAAGAAUAUUUGCGACGUCAUAAAUUUUGAAAAUUUACCAGACUCUACAGGUAAAUACGAACAAAUGACAGGAGUUCUACAAAAGGUACGAACUACUAUGGCCAAAAUUAAUAGCGAUUUGUGAAAGCUAUUUAAAUAUCUAAUUAUCUAUUAAAAUAUCUCAAUCAGGGUUGAACUAUAUCUAAUUGAAAUAGUUGCAAUACCAAUAUAAUUUGUUACAUACAAAGUUUGUACAUAAUAUUUUAAUAUAAAAGAUAUCGUGCAUAAUAAUAGCAUAUAAUAAUGCAUUAUUGUAGACGAUAAGUUGGAAAAUAAUGGUUAAUUAUGAAAAAUAUUUAACUUUUUAUUUACAUUCUCGAAAAUUUUGAAAUGUACUGUAAAAAGUGAAAAAAAAGAAAAGGACGACUUGUUCGACCGCAGUAGAUUAAGUCAAUAAGUAUAUUUAUAAUUUAAUCAUAAAUGGUACGAUAUUGCAUAAUAAAAAAUAAGUUUUUGUAAAUCAAUGCUUAUUUUUUACAUGAAAUUAAAAGUACAAAAAUAUAAUAAUCUUUAAAUUUUUUAAACACUAAAAUGCUUUUGUCGGAUUCCAUGAGAAAAGCAUUUUAAAAAUUAAUAAUCUUCUACGUUAUUUUAAAUUAUUCACUUUUUGCUUUUGUUUAAAAUAAAUGCAUUAAAAAAUAAUUGUUUAGAAUUAUUUAUUAUACAUAACGUCAAAUGAAAUAACUGCCAAGCAAUAUAGUGGAAAAAAAUAAAGAGAAUGAAAACUUCUCUAUUAUUUUUAUAUAUUAUAAUUUGUAUACUAUAUAUAUUGGAAUUGUAUUGAUUUAUGUCUUUAAUAGAAAUUCGAUUUUUAAAAUAAUUGAAAUGAUAUGUGGAUGAUUUAUGGUCCAAUUUUCGAAUCGAAUCGUUCAGUCAUUUUAAAAAUAGACCAAUUAAGUGAUCGAACGAAAUCAUGUUUUUCUUUUUAUUAUUAUUACUAUUAUUAUUAUUUUAUCAGAGUUACAUUUUUCUCGGUAUCUUUGAAAAUAAAUGAAAUUUUCUCUACGAUUGUGUCAAACGAUUGAAAAAAAGUAAAAAAUUUUAUUAAAUUAUAAGAGAGAAAAAUAUUUUUGGUACUUUUAUCAGAAAAAAAGAAAAGUGAUAUGGAAAAAUUGUCCCAGUUUUAGGUUCGCUAUACAUAUCUAAAUGUAAUUUCGGUGUUUGUAAAUACCGAAAUAAAUAAAAUUAAAUAAAAUUAAAAAUAAUUUAUACCAUAUAUAUAAAAAGGGAACGAAUUCAUUUGACAAUACAAAAAUACAAGAAUAAUAAAACAAUAAAGUAACGAAACAGAAUCUAAAGCAAGAAUGUGCAUGUAAACAUAUUUAAUUGCUUUUUAAUCAUAAUUUUAUGUUAUCGAUGUAUUUUAUUGAAGCAAGAGAGACAUACUGAUAGUUUGUUAAGACAAUCAUCGUUAAAUGUUGUCACUCUUUUUGUAAUAUCCCGUGCAAUGUAACUAUGCAUAUUUUUUAUAUUUUCUAUCAUAAAAAUCAUUAUAAACUAUGUAAAAAUGAUAUCAGCAAUCAUUGCUUAUCUCUUGAUGAGAAAAAUGAUUUGCCAUAGAAGUCAAUUUCAACGUGUACCGAAAACGGUGCACGUGGCAGGAAACGUAUUAAUAAACUCUUACAUUCGAUCUAUUCACGCGCACGCUUAUGUAAAUUUUAAUUAAUUUAAAAAGGAAAGAAAAAAGUAAACGAAAUAAGAAAUAUUUAUUAAAAUAUGAUCAAUCAUUGUAUAUUAUAUUAGGAUUACUGGCCAUAUGCGAUUAUUGGAAUGGAAAGAAUAACUUACAUAAUAAAUCUUUCAUGAGAAAAUAAUUCCUUUAUACUAAUUUUUAAAUACGCCAUAUACCAUCCCAUUUUGCUAUACAAUCACAUGUUAUAUUCCUACAUUUAUUAUCAUUAGUGCUAAUAUUUUACAUUAUUUCUGUACACACUGUAUAUACCCCCCAUAUACAAUAUGUAAUAAUAAGCAUUAGUAGAAAGAAGUGAAGAAAA
This is a messenger RNA of Polistes canadensis, 3865 nucleotides long. Its product is annotated as zinc finger CCHC domain-containing protein 8 homolog. The record is from RefSeq and is a predicted model, not a curated record. Bases 244 to 1956 code for a protein of 570 amino acids. Gene Ontology annotation, molecular function: RNA binding. Gene Ontology annotation, cellular component: catalytic step 2 spliceosome. NCBI's taxonomy places the organism in Eukaryota, Metazoa, Arthropoda, Insecta, Hymenoptera, Vespidae. The transcript has 7 exons.